This is a messenger RNA of Mercenaria mercenaria, 2483 nucleotides long. RefSeq lists its product as uncharacterized. The transcript has 8 exons. NCBI's taxonomy places the organism in Eukaryota, Metazoa, Mollusca, Bivalvia, Venerida, Veneridae. The coding region runs from base 58 to 1980 and encodes 640 amino acids. The record is from RefSeq and is a predicted model, not a curated record.
UUUACAUGACCUUUUGAUACAGGCUUUGUGUCCUUUUUCAAAGUCACUACAAUCAAAAUGUUUAAAGUGACGGUUAUAUUUCUUGUAUUCGGAACUUUUGCCUGGAAAGUAUUUGCAGAAAAUGUAGAUAUUAGUGAUGGAAGAGUGUCUGACAUACAUUCUACGGUCGAAUCGUUAUUUCGGAGGGUCGAGUCCUUACAAGUGAAGCAGGACACGCCAUAUAUUCCGCCAAUGUUCUGGCAGAAACAUAGGGGAAUGUGGGAAAGUGACGUCAGAUUCUAUUUUCAUGGUCACGAAGAGCUAUUUUUGUUCAGGGAAGCGUUCAGCAUUUAUGACGACAACAUGUUCGCAACAGCAUGGAUUACGUCAUGUUUGUUAGAGUCGUUUAGAUACGGAAAUGGUCCGAAGCCUUCCGAAGAAAUGAUAACCGCGGCAGUAUUAGCCAUAGAAGAAUACCACAAUAAGAAUGUUAACUAUUCUAAUUCUUUGAUGACAUUCUGGCCUCAAAAGUACAACGAAACUUACAAAGCUUGGACUAGCUACCCGGUUAAUUUACAUCAUUUCUUUGAUCUUGCUGCUUCUUUUAAUGCAACAACUCUGGAGGAAAUCCUUGACAAGAUCGGCCUUAAAGAUAUAGCAGAGAUUAUGGAAAGGUUACUAAGAAGCGAACGAGGAUACCUCCACGCGUUCAUGAUCCCUCCAGAUUUCGACGAUACUUUUGUCAAUUUGGGUCUUGGUUCUUUACUAGCGGAAAUGAAAGAACAUUUCCCCGCUUCGCAUGCGCAAUGGCAAUCCCAGAAUACAAACGUCACUUCCGUUUUCGACGCACUGAAGAAAUAUGCUUACAGACCAAUGUCCUCCAACAAAGCGAUAAAUUCGAUAGACGGUCGUACAUACUUCUAUCUGAGAUACUUCCUUGAAAAGGCGAAAAAUAAUGGAGAGGACAUUGCAUUAGUUCCUACAUGGAUCCAAGACGCUGAUGAACUCAAAACUUGGGGACCGCGUGGAGUCAAUAUGCCACUGAAUGCGAACAAUAUCGAUGUAACUGUGGCGGCUAAUGGGGUGUUCGGGACCACGUCCUCUAUAUUGAAUGGUGUGGUCGACGCUAAGAUACUGGAUGACCCCGAAAUACAGCAAAUAUACGUGAAUACAUCAAAUCUGAUAGCGUUCAUGAUAGAGACCAACUUCAGUUCACGCCAUGACCUGGCACUACUUUACUACCCCUCAGCCAUAGAGUUCUACUGGUUUGUUGCAAGAACAUACGGGGAAAUUAGGAGGAAGGAAAACCAAGGUCCUUUACCACAUCCAAUUUUAGAACAUGUGAAAAUCGUGUUAGACAAAUCUCUACACGUGCAUAUGACGUCAGCGGUUCUGAACCAGUCACACAUCGACAGCGAUGGCAGUAUGUACUUUGAUGACUUUGUUGGAGACGGGGACUUGGAUGCAAAGAACAAUACUGUGGUACGUGGUCAAGACCGUCUUUUCACUACGGGAAUGGCCAUGAAUGCUCUACUUAGCACGUGGACAGUAUUUGAUGAAAAUUCUAAAAAGCUCUUCUGGGAAAAAGAUACUCCUCAAAGUGUGAAGGACGUGGUAUCCAAGUCAGCCAUGUUCCUGGAGAAAAACAUAUUCGGAUUGUCUUAUCAACCGUGGAAUGCCUUUUUCUCAGGAUCUGUUAAAGGAGAAACGACACAUGCUUCCUACCCCGUGAACCGUAUAAAUAGCUCAGAUCCCAACCACUACGACCGGAUGUUGGCGUGGGAAGGUGUGGUUUCGGAGGAGGAGUACCAAAACUUACUGAAGAAAAAAUGGUUCGGUCGCCAUAGUCCGAUAGAUUUCCAUGGUUACAAUAGCUACCCAGAUUACUGGCCGUUCUGGAGUUCAGAACCGUAUACAUAUGUAACCACGAUGCUUGCCUUAUCUAAGUUUUCCAACACCUACGAUUCAAAUGUGUUUGAUAAUAAUUAUAACGUUUACUAAUCCUUGUCAUAAUGGUUACGAUUAAUUCUGCCUUUGCGACCAGUGUAGAUCAUGAUAAGCAUGGACAUCCGUGCAGUCUGGUCAUGAUCUUCACUAUCCGCCAUUCUGUCAGUAUCUUUUCGGUAAGCACCCUUUUUAACAGUCAAUGGUUUUGUCAAGAUUAAAAGAUGGACAAGUUCAUUAUAGAAAUUUAGCUGGGUAAGGGGUAACCAUUAUUAUGUCAAACUUAAUACGGACAAAACCCUCCCCCGGACAAAAUCCCCCUGCUCAGUUUGACCAAGACGGACUAGACCCCCCCACACACCUUUCAUUUUUACCAAUAAUGUAAAAAAAAAGCGGUGUAGGGGAUUUUGUCCGCCUUGGCCAAACUGAGCAGUGGAAUUUUGUCCGGGGUGGGUAGGGGAAGAAGUGCCCUAUAUUCCUGUCCGACAUGUAUCUUGUAUUUGCAUGGAGUGCAUCAUGAAAUAUGAAACAAAAAUGUAUCCAAUAAAAUCUAUCUAGCA